This is a messenger RNA of Phragmites australis (common reed), 2120 nucleotides long. RefSeq lists its product as uncharacterized. Lineage: Eukaryota; Viridiplantae; Streptophyta; Magnoliopsida; Poales; Poaceae. The coding region runs from base 110 to 2107 and encodes 665 amino acids. The record is from RefSeq and is a predicted model, not a curated record. The transcript has a single exon.
GCAUGCACCUGCUUGCAACAAGAGCUCUAGCUUCUUCUUCUACCUUAGCUUGAGUGCUAGUGACACACACAAACGCAAACACACGGGAGAGAGACAGAGAGAGCGAGAGAUGAUUGAUAUCCGGAGUUCUAUCCUAUGGUGGGACGAGUGGCAGCUGCGCAUCCUCGUCCUCGGCAGCCUCGGCCUCCAGUGGUUCCUGCUGUUGGCUGCCCCCAUGCGCAAGUAUACCAUCCAUAGCUUGUUCAGGAGAUGCAUCUGGCUGGCGUACAUCAGCAGCGACGCCCUGGCGAUCUACGCGCUAGCCACCCUCUUCAGUCGCCACGUCAGGGCGAGCAGCGCCUGCGAGUAUGGGGGCAAGGCGACCUCCCUGGAGGUCCUAUGGGCUCCGCUCCUCCUCGUCCACCUCGGCGGGCGGGAUGAGAUUACGGCCUUCAACAUCGAAGACAACGAGCUGUGGACGCGGCACACCGUGACCCUCGUGUCCCAGGUCACGGUCGCCGUGUACGCCUUCUGCAAGUCGUGGCCCAGCGCCGCUGACCGGAGGUUAGUGCUGUCAGCGAUCAUGCUCUUCAUCAGUGGGAUCAUCAACUUCUGCGAGAAGCCCUGGGCUCUCAGGAGCGCUAGCAUUAAUCGACUGGCGGCCAUGUCGUCGAUUAUAAAAGGAGAAAGAAGCAGAAAUCGUAGCGGAUGGGAGCGCUGCUUCACCGUGAUGGAUAAUAGCGAUAAAUGUUGGAAAGGAAAGCCACCCCAGGAUGCAGCCAUCUUGUCACCAAUGGACCAAGUCCAGAUGAUACUUUCUGACAUCUCGCUGCUUGCAGUUAACAAUGACCUGGUGAAGAAAGGACACAAGAAGCAAGUUCUGGCGAGACUAAGCCCCGGCGUAUCAAUGACUUCUUGGCUGCGACGAGCAUUUGAGCUCAUCUACACUAGAGCUAAUGUGAUCUACGCUCCUGCAUACAUGGCUUGUGAUUUCCUGCUGGUUCCGGCUCUGUACAUCGCUGCCAUCACGCUCUUUGCAAUGAGCCACAAGCAGGGGUACAACGCCACAGAUGUCAAGAUGACAUACAUUCUCAUGUUCUUCACCGCUGUGCUGGAUGCCCUGGGGGUGCUCAUCAGUAAGCUGUUGUACAAGCUCAUGUCCAAAAUAACAAGAGUUCCAGCACUGUGCAUGACGCUUCCCGAUUAUAACCUCAUAAACUCGGUCCUCAAGAGAAUGAAGCCUGCAACCGGGUGGCUGCUCAAGUGUGCCACCUGCUUCGGCUACGAGGACUACUCUGUUGGCGACCGCAAGCUGUCAGCCAAUGUUGCAGAAUUUGUUGUUUACGAACUGCUGAAGCCCGGGAAAGUUGAAGGCCUCGACCUCGCCAGCUACAGGAGCCUCACCAAACCAAACUGGGCUCUGGGUGAACUACGAGAUUACGUGCAAGACGGCCACGAGAAUAUACGGCGCAGCCUGUGUGAUUCACCAUUCGACGAGAGCGUCCUUCUCUGGCACAUCGCCACCGACCUCUGCUUCCGCAUGCGUCAUUCCGAAGCCGACCGCACGCCUCGUGAACCAUCUCGUGAAGAAUGCACAAAGGCAAUGUCCAAUUACAUGGCCUACCUGCUUCAGUUUCGACCCGAGAUGCUGAUGACCGGCAGCAGGCAGCAUCUGUUCACUCAAGCCAUGGAAGACCUGGAGGACCUAUUCCAAGACAAGGAGAAGGGCAAACUGCGCGACAUUCAACAUUACACGAGCCUAGUGACGGAUAUCAUCGAUGAAGGGGCCAAAGAGAACAAUGACAAAAAAUAUUCUCUCAUCCAAGACGCAUGCAAGCUUGCGCAAGAGCUGCUGAAUCUGCCGGAUGAAGAGAAGCGCUGGAAGCUGAUGUACGGCGUGUGGAUGGGCAUGCUGUGCUACUCCGCCAGCAUGUGCAGGGGCUACAUACACGCCAAGAGACUGGGCGAAGGCGGAGAGUUCCUCUCCUACGUCUGGAUCGUCAUCUCCCUCAAGGGGACCAAGACCUUGGCCGACAAGCUUCAGAUGCCAGAGGAAGCGACGCUUGGCCCCCAAAAAGAAGAAUCACAGCAGGAGUCCGAAGAAGACAUCGAGUCGAUGUUUGGUUGAUUUACAUUUUAGU